Micromonas commoda is the source of this 270-nucleotide messenger RNA. RefSeq lists its product with no specific name. The record is from RefSeq and is a predicted model, not a curated record. NCBI's taxonomy places the organism in Eukaryota, Viridiplantae, Chlorophyta, Mamiellophyceae, Mamiellales, Mamiellaceae. Bases 1 to 270 code for a protein of 89 amino acids. The transcript has a single exon.
AUGAUGAAGGCAAUGAUGGAUAGCAAGGACGUCACUGGCGUCUCCGGCGACCUCAUCGACAUCAAGAUGCUCGACUUCAGCGAGGACAGGACGAUGGCGUACAGCGCCGUGGUUGCGUCCGCCACUUUCUCGUACAAGGGCACGCCGAACGACGACGUGUACGUGUUCACCAACGUUUUCAAGAAGGUGGACGGCGUUUGGGAGACGGUGUGGGGCCAUCGCAGCACCGGCAGGUCCCCGGACGAGGACCCUCCCGCGCCCUGGCCGUGA